AUGCAAGUAUUCUGGAGGCCUGCGAGUUCUAUUAUUCGAAAUAUAUCAAUAAACCAUUCGUUAAUGUCAAGUGACAAUAUGUUCUUUGGGCAAGAUGUCCUAAACAGAGUGUCCUUUUUGAGAGGUGAUUCAGAAUUCAUUAAGGCAGCUUAUGAGUGUCCAAAAUCCGUGUUUAUCCCCUUCAUUGACGGUGAAGCGUUGCUGGAUACCGUGCAAAAUAAAUUAUAUUUAACAUCCACCGAUGGUAACGAAGAGAUCUCUAAUGCUUUGAAGACCUUUGAGCCACUUUAUAACACUGUUGAAGGUAGACAUUUGAACUCUGGUAUAAAUGUUAUAUUUCUAGGUUUAGAUGAAAAGAAGGCUGGCAUCGUUUACAAAGAGAUAUAUAAAGGGAUUCCAUAUUUUGGUGUCGACUUUCGUUGCACUGACCAGACCAUCAUUAAACCGGAGCAGAUCAAAUCACUUAGGGAGUCGUACAAGUCGAUGUCAAUCAUGGAUAUUAUCAAUAUCACCAAUAGAGAAGCUUCACUUUACUCGCAUGCAAAGAUGUACGUAGACUGGUUAAGCAAAUAUAAUUUCUGUCCUGGUUGUGGUUCGAUUAUUUACCCAGUUCAGGCAGGGAACAAAUUAUUGUGCGGUAAUGAGCAUAAAGAUCAAAAGUGUAUUGUUAGAGAUGCCAGAGUAUCAAAUGUUUCGUUCCCACGUACCGAUACAUCUAUUAUUAUUGCCAUUACGAACUCCGAUUUUAGUAAAAUUUGCCUGACCAGGAAUAAAAGGGCAUUAAGAGACAAGAAUGGAAAAGAAAUGGCUAUGUACACCACAGUAGCCGGUUUUAUAGAACCGUCAGAGACUAUCGAGACUGCAUCUGCCAGAGAGAUAUGGGAAGAAACUGGUAUUAACUGUGAUGCUUCCAAUGUGAAGAUGGUCUUCACACAACCAUGGCCAUACCCAGUCAAUUUAAUGAUCGGCUGUGUUGGUAUGGUGAACUUUAACAAUAAAAACGAAAUGAUCAAUAUAGAUCAUGAUAAAGAAUUAUUAGAUGCACAAUGGUUCGACACUGCUGAAUUAGUAGAUGCCAUAGCAAAAUAUGAUGCUGACGGUUUUUUCGUCAAAUUUAAAGAUGAAAUGGUAAUUCCGUCUGAUUCAACCGUUGCAUUCAGAUUACUUAAAUAUGUGGCAGAACGUUACAUAAAGAAAUAG
Messenger RNA from Tetrapisispora phaffii CBS 4417, 1200 nucleotides. RefSeq names its product NAD(+) diphosphatase (gene NPY1). Bases 1 to 1200 code for a protein of 399 amino acids. Gene Ontology annotation, molecular function: NADH pyrophosphatase activity. The transcript has a single exon. The record is from RefSeq and is a predicted model, not a curated record. Gene Ontology annotation, cellular component: cytosol. Gene Ontology annotation, biological process: NADP+ catabolic process; NAD+ catabolic process. Lineage: Eukaryota; Fungi; Ascomycota; Saccharomycetes; Saccharomycetales; Saccharomycetaceae.